Hirundo rustica (Barn swallow) is the source of this 609-nucleotide messenger RNA. It is a transcript of the gene UCN3, whose product is annotated as urocortin 3. Lineage: Eukaryota; Metazoa; Chordata; Aves; Passeriformes; Hirundinidae. The record is from RefSeq and is a predicted model, not a curated record. Gene Ontology annotation, molecular function: corticotropin-releasing hormone receptor 2 binding; hormone activity. Bases 136 to 609 code for a protein of 157 amino acids. Gene Ontology annotation, cellular component: extracellular region. The transcript is spliced from 2 exons. Gene Ontology annotation, biological process: digestion; adenylate cyclase-activating G protein-coupled receptor signaling pathway; cellular response to nutrient levels.
UAAAAUUUAAAAAUAAAUCAGGGAACAGCCAGGGAGGAGAAGUUUGGGAAAGGCUCCUGAUGCUUUUUUCCCGGGCGUGAUUCCACGGCAAAUCCUUCCCGUCCCAAAGCAUCCAGGAAGAAGCGGGCCACCGCCAUGUCCCACCCCAGGCUGCUGCUCCUCCUCGUCCUGCUCGGAGCCGCCGGCGCCGGCCGCGCCCUGAGCUUCUCCAACGCCGCCUCCGUCUUCAGCUGCCUCAACGCCGCCCUGUCGGAAGCGCGGAAGAUCCGCCCCGAGGAAAACGCCGUCCUGGAGAAGCGCGGCUCCGAGUGGCCGUCCCUGGAGGAGGCCUCCGAGGAGGAGGAGGAGGAGGAGGACGGGGAGGAGGAAGAGCUUGGGAAAAGGACAUUCCCGGGGGACGGCCACCACAGGUACGCGUCCCAGGCGCAGGCCAAGGGCAAGAGCCACCAGAACCGGGCCAAGAGCGACCGGCGCACCAAGGUGACGCUGUCCCUCGACGUCCCCACCAACAUCAUGAACAUCCUCUUCAACAUCGCCAAGGCCAAGAACUUGCGGGCCAAGGCGGCGGCCAACGCCCACCUCAUGGCGCAGAUCGGGCGCAGGAAGUGA